Molecule: messenger RNA, 1808 nt
Organism: Zingiber officinale
Lineage: Eukaryota; Viridiplantae; Streptophyta; Magnoliopsida; Zingiberales; Zingiberaceae
Product: phosphatidylinositol 4-kinase gamma 1-like
Exons: 2
Coding region: 438-1808 (456 amino acids)
Source: RefSeq, a predicted model, not a curated record
UGCUGGCCGUCCAAUCCCCUCCCUCUCUCUUCCUCCUCUUCCUCCAUUAGGAUGAGCUUAUGGCGAGAGAUGGGAGCAAAAAAGAAGAGCCUGUAACUGACGUACGUAGAGAGAGGGAGAGAGGAGAAGGGUGGCCGUGGGGUGAUCGAUCCGAUCCAGCCACCGCCGCCGAGCCCCACAACAGUACAGCCGACGACGGACAAGCUUCUGUUCUGCUCCCUUUUGUUCUCUCUAGUUCCUAAAUUUCCCCAAUUCCCUUCGUUUCCUUGCCUUUCCUUUUCUUUGCUUUCAAAUGAAACCAAACCAAUUCAACUUCGAUUAAAUUAUUUGCUCCUCUCGACCUUCGAUUUCUCUCUAUCUAACAAAAAUAAAAGCAUCGUGUUUCUAGAUCUUUUAUACGCCAGAUAAUGAACUACACAAGGUGAAAGAUCACAUGCAUGCAUACCGAUCACCCCACACCACCCGUCAUGGCCGCCGCCGUCGCCGUCGACCAUCGCCAUGGACUUAAGCUACCCACUUGGAAGCGCCGAUGCCGCCUGCUUUCCUUUCCCCACCUGCUCUACCUCUUCGAAUCCGACCCCCCGCCGUCCGCCUUCCCCUUCCCCUUCCCCUCCCCUGCAGCAACGCCCGCGCCGCGAGCCCCCUCCGCCGACGAUGGCCACCUUAAACGCACCCGUAAGUUCUCCCGCAGUCUAUCCACCCCGUGCCUGUACUCCGCCGCCGCCCCCACAGCGGCCGCCGACGAGCCCCGUAGGGACAGCAUCGCGCGACUCGAGGUCGUUUCUGGUCGACGGUCCCGCACCAUCCACGCCCUCGUCGUCGAGGCCGCCAUCGCACUGGCAUCCGGAGCUACACCCGUCCCCGUCGCCGACGGCAUCAGCGCAGCGCACUACCUCUUCAACCGCUUCGGCCAGAGCUUCGCUGUAAUGAAGGUGAUGGACAUCGACGGCCCCCAUCCGCCGCAGCAGCAGGGGCGAUCAGCGCUCAAGCACCUGGCGGCUCAGGACAGCGACAUGGGCGUCCGCGAGGUCGCCGCCUACCUCCUCGACCACGGCGCCUUCGCCGAUGUCCCGCCUACGGCGCUGAUCACGAUCAGCCGUCCGAUUUCCUGCGAGCCGACGAAGGUGGUGACGAAGCGCAUCGCGUCGAUCCAGCGGUUCGUGGCCCACGAGUACGACGCGGGCGAGCUGGGGCCGUCGCGGUUCUCGGUGGCCUCGGUGCACCGGAUCGGGAUCCUCGACGUGCGGAUUCUGAACGUGGACCGCCACGCCGGCAACAUCCUGGUGAAGAAGGAGAACAGUGAGUGCGGGAACGAGGCGACGGCGGAGCUGGUGCCGAUCGACCAUGGGCUGUGCCUGCCGGAGCAGCUGGCGGACCCCUACUUCGAAUGGCUGCACUGGCCGCAGGCGGCGGUGCCGUUCUCGGAAGCAGAGGCGGAGUACGUGGCGAGGCUGGAGCCGUUCCGGGACGUCGAGUUGUUGCAGGCGGAGCUUCCGUUGCUGCAGGAGGCGAGCCGGCGCGUCCUAGUGGUAUGCACGACGUUCCUGAAGAGGGCAGUGGAGGCGGGGCUGUGCCUGGCGGAGAUCGGCCAAAUGAUGACACGGGAAUUCUCCGGCUUCAGCGAAGGGGCCAGCGAGUUGGAGACGCUCUGCGUCAGGGUGGAAGAGUCCAUGAGGGACACCUAUUGCUCGCCGCCCGAUCAUGCCCUGCAACAAAGGCAAAUCAUAAAGAACUGUUUUUUUCUUCUUCUUUUUUUAAUAAAUAUAUCCGCGUUAAAUCUAUUGAUUGUUUCAUCUUCUGCAAUUUAA